UGGCUUGGUGGUUUCCGUUCAUCAGAGCUCCUAAAGCUUCUUGUAAAUCAAUUAGAGCCGCUCACAGAACAGCAAUUGUUGGGCAUAUCAAACUUGCAGCAGUCUUCACAACAAACUGAAGAUGCAUUGUCACAAGGCAUGGAAGCGUUGCAGCAAUCAUUGGCUGAGACAUUGUCCAGUGGAUCUCUUGGCUCUUCGAAUGCGUCUGGCAAUGUGGCUAACUACAUGGGCCAAAUGGCCACGGCCAUGGGGAAACUUGGGACUCUUGAGGGGUUUAUUCACCAGGCUGACAAUCUACGACAACAAACACUGCAACAAAUGCACCGAAUAUUGACAACUCGUCAAUCAGCUCGUGCUCUUCUUGCAAUCCAUGAUUACUUCUCUAGACUACGAGCCCUUAGUUCCCUGUGGCUUGCUCGUCCAAAAGAGUGAAUGACGUUUUGACGUCUCCCCAAGUAUAUCGACAAAAGCUAUUAGAAAAACAAUUUAACAAUGCCAUAGUUUCCAUUUUUCAUUUGUGUGCCUGAUUAUAUGGUAUCUGUCUUGUGAUAAUUUAGAGAUGCUACUUGCAACAAUCUGUAUGUAUCAUUGUAUCUGUAUGUUAUUCAAUGCGAGUAUCUUUUUUGAUAGAAAA
Molecule: messenger RNA, 634 nt
Organism: Cucurbita pepo subsp. pepo (vegetable marrow)
Lineage: Eukaryota; Viridiplantae; Streptophyta; Magnoliopsida; Cucurbitales; Cucurbitaceae
Source: RefSeq, a predicted model, not a curated record